Phyllotreta striolata is the source of this 1382-nucleotide messenger RNA. NCBI's taxonomy places the organism in Eukaryota, Metazoa, Arthropoda, Insecta, Coleoptera, Chrysomelidae. The record is from the annotation of a GenBank genome assembly.
CGACAAUUCGCAGAUCAAAAUGGCAAACAGAAAACUCUUCCAAUUGGGGCGAACCUCCGUAGCUCGAAGGUUAUGCCCCGAAGACAUUGCUGCGCUUAUAGACGGGGAAGAUGAAAUGGAAGAAGGGGAUUCGAUGUUCGUAGAUAAGGAACCACUACCAUCCCUAAAAGUGCCGAUUCCUCAUUACCAUAUCGAUGAGUACAAGUUGAAAGAAAUGGACCAAGAAGCUCUGUUUAAAACCGUCGUAAAAGAAGGAGAAUGCGGAGGCAUACUAGUGGAGAACCCUGACGAUGAAAAUAAAGGUUCCGCGUUGGUGACGGGCUUCGGGAUGAGGAACCUGCAUUCACUGCAAGACCUCCUGGCAGCCGAAGAGAAGCGUCUAUACGAGCUUUAUAUACGCAGGCAGGAACAAGCAGCUUUUCAAGCCAAAACAACUCCCUCUUCAUCGACAACAUCAUCGGAUAAAACGAAGGAAAAGAGCUCGGAAACGACCACCGAUAUGGCGUCGGCUGGCGACGCCCGUCUCCAGUACCUCCUCGGUUUAGAGCAAGAAAUCGAGGAAAUACCCACGCCGAAGGAGGAGGUUCCCCUAGAGAAGGACGAUUUCGUCUUCAGUUCAUCGGCGUGCAUGAGACGCGCUCAAAUGUAUUUGCGAGUGCACAGGAUAUUCGAUUUUUUUCAAUUCAUUAUUGCGCACCUGCUGUCGAAAGCGCCUGAAAACCCUAUAGAAUUCAUUUUGGAACUCCUAAAUAAGUGUCUUUUGUACCGAUCGGGCGCUGGAAAGCCGCCUACCUUGUACGAAACUAAACACUUCGAACAACUUUUCUAUCUAAUGGAUAGAAUGAAUACGGGUUACAUAGACAUGGAGCAGUACAAGCAAGGCAUGAAGACGUUUGGUAUAUGCGUUUACAACCAAACGCCCAAGGCCGAGAAAGACGGCGUAACGAUCAAAACGUUUGUGGAAGAGGUCGAAGAUGCCCAAUUGGCUCUAUUCGACGAUUUGAUUCAAAAGAAGGUGAUGGGUAGAACGCCGAAACCGUACGAAUUCCAGCCGAUCAAAUACGAUGUGGCCCAAGUGAGGGAGAAAAAGUCCACGUUCUUCAUGCCCAACGAUCUCUUCAAGAGCUACAAGAGAGAGGAGUCCAAAGAGGAAGUGGCUCCUCCGGCCGUUGAAGGCUAAAGCGCGCUCUAUCCUUUCAAAUUAAAAGUAUCCAAUCGACGGCUACGAGUAUUUUUAUUUGUUGAAGAAAAUCCGACGGAAAUGAUUUACAUAAAUUAUUAUCAGCACCAGAAAAUCAUCGGAGAAUCGUUUCCCAGACCGGUGAAAAUGGAAAUUAAACGCGAUGAUUUUCCAUUUUCUAUCGAAUUUUCCUUCGAUUCCG